UGAAAUAACUCUCGAAUCGAAGACUUGUUUAUCGCUAACGAUAUGUUAAAACUAUGAUACAUUCGUAACAUACGCAUUCCCGUAGAUAUAAUUUAUGUGUGUGGAGUUACAGUGGGUGAAAAUGGCGAACAACAGAAUACCGUCUGGGCCUAACACUCCAGGCAGCCAACAGACCCCAACACAGCAAGGCAUAAAGAUAUUUAUACAGAGGGAUUACUCUGAGGGCACGGCAGUCAAGUUUCAGACGAGAUUUCCAUCGGAACUUGAAGAUAGGAUAGAUAGACAAACAUUUGAAUAUACAAUGGAGAGACUAAAUGAACACUUUGAGAUGGCAGAGACAGCAGACUGCAGCACGUAUUGUGAAGGCUGUUUAGCAUGUUUGACUGCCUACUUCAUUUACAUAUGUACAGAGACACAUUAUGAAAAGCACCUAAGAAAAGUAUCAAAAUUCAUAGCAACGCAGAACGAAAGAGUGUACAACCCGAGAGGAAUACACAUAACGGACCCUAUUCUACGCGGCCUGCGCGUCAUAGAGAUCACAGUGAUAGACGUUCCCAACUGUCAGAGUCCAACGGGUAACUCGACGAACAAUCAGCUGAGGCACACUUGACCACCACAAGAGAACAGGGAGUUUUUCAUGUAACGCUAUUGGUUCUGAUUUGUUUACUGUGAAAUUUGGUGCUUGCUGACAAUGCGGCCGUGCGGGACAAAUCAGAAUGUAUUAAGACUAUGAAGUUGGUGUUAGUUAAUGUUGUUGUCGGUAGGUAUGUUUGUAGUCAGGGUCACCAAUGUUCUGUUUGUGAAGCCAGAUAAUUUUGUUAGAGAACAAUAAUUAUAAUUGUAUUUAAUUAUAUUAAAAGCCAGAUACAAUGUUAGGGAACAAUUAUUGUUCUAAUUGUAUUUGUGAAAAAGUUACGUAAUAUUUUUGUGAAUGUUGCUUUAAUUACGUACAUUUUACAAUUUUUUAUCUGGCAACACUAGUGUACGGACAGUUUUUUGCCUAAACCUGACGCGUCGUUCAAUGUACAUCACUACAUAAACAUCAUAAUAUUUUCGCCUAUACCUACAUAUCGAUAAGUCCUGCGUAAAAGAAUAUAAUUGAUUUUAAAUGUCACUUUAUAAAUUAUUGGAAUAAACAAAAACAGUACGUA
This is a messenger RNA of Manduca sexta (tobacco hornworm), 1151 nucleotides long. Its product is annotated as golgin subfamily A member 7-like. The transcript is spliced from 3 exons. Gene Ontology annotation, biological process: peptidyl-L-cysteine S-palmitoylation; protein targeting to membrane. Gene Ontology annotation, cellular component: palmitoyltransferase complex. Bases 95 to 610 code for a protein of 171 amino acids. The record is from RefSeq and is a predicted model, not a curated record. Lineage: Eukaryota; Metazoa; Arthropoda; Insecta; Lepidoptera; Sphingidae.